This is a messenger RNA of Colletotrichum orchidophilum, 1647 nucleotides long. Its product is annotated as FAD binding domain-containing protein. Bases 1 to 1647 code for a protein of 548 amino acids. The record is from RefSeq and is a predicted model, not a curated record. The transcript has 2 exons. Lineage: Eukaryota; Fungi; Ascomycota; Sordariomycetes; Glomerellales; Glomerellaceae.
AUGACAGAAGCCUUCAUCCACGACGUCCUCAUCAUCGGCGCCGGCCCCUGUGGCCUGGCCGUGGCCUCCCGUCUAUGUGAGCACUCUCCCUCGGCUCUCUUCACAGACGAGGAGCAUCAGCGGUACCACUGGAUCCGCAAGUACGGACGCCGUAUGCCCCUGAAGAACAGGCGCAACGGCAACAUCAUUGAGAAGAGAACACCGGUGCGGAGCCAGCGGUACUCGACGUUAGUUCUGGACGCCACCGGUGACGAGUGGAUGAACCGCUGGAACCGUCUCUUCAAGACGUUUGACAUCACGCACCUCCGGAGCCCCAUGUUCUUUCACGUUGACCCGAGCGAUCGUGACGCCUUGCUCGCUAGGGCUCACGAGCGGAACCAGGAGAACGAGCUCCAAGAGCUCAGGGCUUGUGUUGGCAAAGAGAUUAGCAAGCACCUGCGCAAGGCGAGGCUCAAGUCAAGGAACCCAAAACAACACGCCGUCGUCGAAGUAGACGAACGAGACCGUAAAGAUUACUUCACGCCCCCUACGAACCUAUUCGCCAACCACUGCGAAUGCAUCGUUGACCGCUACGGACUCCGCGAAGGGCUCAUCCAGAACGAAAAGGUCGAAGACAUCCAAUACCGCACCAUCAAGCAAGUCUCCCCCGACGCAAACCUCUUUGCAGUCCACACGAAUAAGGGAACCCACUACGCAAGAACAGUCGUCCUGGCCGUCGGCCCAGCCAACGCACCCACGAUCCCUCCCGUCCUGGGCCUCAACAGCAGCGAAUCCAACUGCGCGGCGGCGCCACCUCAGGUCUGCCACAGCAUGCAGAUCCAAAAGUUUCCCGACCCCAUCGUGCAAGCCAAGAUGGCCGCAAAGAAGACGACAAACGUCCUCGUCGUGGGCGGCGGCCUCACGUCCGCGCAGCUCUCCGACCUGGCCAUCCGGCGCGGCGUGACAAAAGUCUGGCACCUCAUGCGCGGCCCUUGCAAAGUGAAGCCGUUCGACAUCGACCUCGCAUGGAUGGGCAAGUUCCGCAACGUGGAGCAGGCGUACUUCUGGUCUGCCGACUCGGACGAGGAACGGCUGCAGCAGAUCCAGAGCGCCAGGGGCGGGGGCAGCAUCACGCCGCCGUACCAGAAGCGCCUGAAGCAGCACAUUGCCCGGGGCAGCCUGCGUCUCUUGACCAACACCAGGCUUUCCGAGGCGCGCUUCGACGAGGAUAAAAAGGUGUGGAACGUCAAGACGGAGCCGCCGGCUGCGGAAGAAGGUGGCUUGCCGGGGAUGGACUUCAUCUAUUUCGCUACAGGCGUGCAGACGGACUACUCGAGCCUGCCGUAUUUGCAGACGAUGCUGAGGGAGCAUCCCAUUCACGGCCAUGGGGGUAUCCCAUGCAUCGAUGACGAUCUGAAGUGGUCAAAGGACGUUCCGCUCUUCGUGACAGGUCGGAUGGCUGCGCUCAGAUUAGGUCCCGGCUCAGCUAAUCUUGCGGGCGCGCGGGCGGGCGCUGAGAGGAUCGCGUGGGCUAUUGAGGACUUGCUUCCUGAUCGGACUGGUGACGGUCCCGGAGAGUCUGAUAUGAGUGAUGAGAAGAUGAGGUUUGUGACUGGGAGGGGGAAUAGGUUUGAUAGCUUAGUGACGGCAGGAGAUGGUGAUUGGUAA